GCGCAAGAUAAGCUGUGAUACUGGAAUGGAAUCAGAACAGGACCGGGGGAGAGCAGUGCAACCAAUGAGUGGAUCACCCUCAUGAAACGACUCAGGCCCUCUUCAGAGAACAUCUCUUCAAUUAAAUCUGCUAUGGAAAACACGUACACAAGGCGUAGGUCAUGGAUAUCAAAAAAGAAUCCCACAAUGGCUGAAAUUUUGGAAGAAUAUCCACGCUUUCUGGACAUGCCUAAUCUGGUAGGCCUCAUCAUUUUCCUUCUUUAGUUAAAGCAAAUGCCUGAUGUCAUUAAUAACUGUUGAUGUAUAGUUUAAAACAACUUCUCUUUUUAUUUAAGCUGGAUAUUGAGUUCGGAAGAAUGACUGAUGGCAAGACGGAGCUGUUUAUCAGACGAUGGGAAGUCAGCAUAAUUCCAAAACUGAAAUCUUUGGCUACCAUGGAAGGAGGGGAUGUUUCAUUGCGAACAGAGGGGAUGGAAGACCAAACUGAUGAUGAAAAGUGCUACACAAUGCUGGUUGUUCUCACACAUCUUCUGCCACCAUUGCCUGGGAGUCGAUGCAGCAUUAAGUCUGCAAUAUCGUUCCUGGUUGAUUUUGUACCGGCUGGGACCAGCAUUGCGUCCCUCUGCAGCAACUCUGAGGUGGCACAAGGCACCCAACCACAGUUGAUCUGCAUCGGCAAUUUGAAGAGUGCAACUCGCCAGUACAUUAUCGUUGCAAGCAAUGACGGUGUGACCAUUCCAGUAAAUGAUGGCCUGACAUGUGCAUUGGACAAGCUGUUCAAGCUCUACUGGGUUUGCAACUUGGCCUAUCCACCCCAGCUCAGCUCUGUGUUCACUUUCUUCGAAUACAUCUACGAAGUUACCAUCUCAACCAACCGGAAAGCCAAGGUACUGGAACUGAUCUCCAAGCUUCAAGCUGCACAGUAAAGCACUAUCAUGUACACAUGUCCAAAGUGUAAACAAUUGAUAUCGACACAAGUUAAGACAGUAAUUUGGCAUCUGCGUGAAGUUCAUGCCUUAUCAGAUGGACAGGGUUUCACUUUAAUUUGCAGCCAAGAAGGCUGCCCUCGGACAUAUCAGAACUUCAAUUCUUUUUCUAAACAUCUUCAUCGGGACCACCAACCCACAACAUUAAUGGACACUGUGCCAUUUCAGGCUCAUGACAGCAGAUCAUCUGCAUCAUCUGAAACUAACACUUAUAAUAUUGAGGAAACAUCAAACGUUUCAACUGUACCAUUAACACCUACUCUUUCCAGUGAUUGUGUUGCUUCUUUUGUAGCAAAAAUGUAUUCUUCUUCAAACACAACUUUGAUGGAUGUAGCAAGAAGCAUUACUUGCACACAAGAAGUACUUGAAAGAACAAUUGAAAGUCUACAACAAUCGACAACUACAUUGCUGAAUAACUUCCAAGUACCACUUCAUAGUGAGUCUGUCCAGUCAUUAAUGAGUGAAUUUGAGAGUGCUAAACAUAUGUUUAAAGAUGUUGACACACCUUUUAAAAUAAAUAAGUAUUUCUCAGAAAAUUUUGAUCUUGUGAAGCCAAAAGAAAUAUUUCUUGGUCAUAGGGCAGACACAGCAAGAAAACAGGGACAAAUGAAACAAGUGUUGGCAGCUGACACAUGUCAAUACAUUUCAGUAAUUGAUACUAUUAAAUUUUUAUUCAGUAAUGUCCAGAUGCAGAAAGAAUACUUGCAAAGUAACAAACAAUUUGAUGGUAAAAUGCACAACUACUGUGAUGGGUCACACUUUUCCUCUCACCCAUUGUUUAGCAGAUGUCCUCAAGCUCUUCAAAUACAGUUGUAUUUUGAUGAUUAAGAAACUGUAAACCCCUUGGGCUCCAAAACUAAAAUUCAUAAAAUGGGUGCUGUUUAUUUUGCCUUAAAGGAUCUGCCACCAAAACAUAAUUCGUCCCUCUCACAUAUUCAUUUAUGUCUUCUUUUUAAUUCUAUGGACAGAGACAAAUAUGGGUUUGGUAAGAUUUUGGAACCACUGCUUGAUGACGUCAAACUUCUUGAAAGAUCAGGUGUACAGGUAGAGAUCCAAGGAGAAAGUUAUCAGCUCUAUGGAACUAUCUGUGUUUUGACUGCAGACAAUUUGGCCGUCCAUUCCCUAUGUGGGUAUGUUGAGAGCUUUUCUGCAAACAAGUUCUGCCACUUCUGCCUUGUUGAUAAAAAUCUUGCGCAGACUGUUUUUGAUGAGGAUGAGCUUGAGAAACGCACUAGAGAGAAUUAUCAGCAGCAUGUCUGGCAUAAUGAUCCUAGCUCAACUGGAGUUAAAGAAGACUCCUGUUUGAAUAAACUGCAGUAUUUCCAUGUGACAGAGAACACAUGUGUCGACAUUAUGCACGAUAUUCUCGAAGGUGUAGCCCCUUUAGAGGUGAGAUUAAUGUUACACCACUUCAUUUAUGAAGAAAAGAUAUUUUCUCUUGAACUGGUUAAUCAUAGAAUCACCAGUUUUGACUAUGGAUAUGGAAAUGAAAAAAAUAAGCCAAGUGCUAUUCUCAAUCUGAGAACUUCUGACAAUGCAAUUAAACAAACAGCAUCACAAAUGUGGUGCCUUUUGCAGGUGUUGCCCUUUUUAAUCGGCAAUCUUGUUGACAGGAAAAGUCAACAUUGGCAUUUGUUUAUCCUGCUGAGGGAAAUAUGUAGCAUUGUCUUUGCACCAACUGUCACACUAGGGCUUGCUGUAUUUCUGAAACAGCUCAUUAUAGAGCACCAUGUAUUAUUUAAAAAAAUCUAUGACAGAAAUUUGAUUCCUAAACACCACUUUAUGAUUCACUAUCCAAGGAUGAUUGUUAUGUUUGGACCCAUUUCUCAACUAUGGUGUAUGAGAUUUGAGGCAAAACACAAUCCAUUAAAAAGACAUGCCCACGUGGUUGGCAACUUUAAAAAUAUUUCUAAAACACUGAGCUAUAAGCAUCAGGUUCAGCAGAUGUAUAGUUUCAAGUUAAGUGACCCUUUUUCUCAGAAAAUAGAUGUCACUAACACAUGUCUUGUUACGAUCAGCUCUUUGGAGAAAGCAGAAGUAAUACUGGACAAUCUCAGAACAAUACACCAUGACUUGACUUUAAACAGCAGUGUUUAUGUUACUCACACUGUUGGUGUGCUUGGGCAAACUUACAAAACAGGCACUGUACUGACACUUAAAGUAAACAAUAAAGGAGACCCUUUGUUUGGCGAGAUCAUCUGUAUCAUGCCACAGACCGAUACAGGAUCAGUUAUGAUAUUUGUGAAAAUCAUAACAGUAAAGUACUCUGAUGAACAUUUUUAUGCGUAUGCUGUAAAAGAAACAAACGACUAUGAAAUGAUCAGCAUGGCUGAUUUGGCACAUUAUAAGCCUUUAGACAUAAUGUUAGCUUUUAAAACAGAUGAAAUGUAUUUGAGCCCAAGAUACAAAAUGUUUUAAUUUCUUAAAACAGGAUGAACAGAUAUAUUAUUGAACAUGUUUUAAAAAGACAAUACAUUCUUAAGACCUAACAAAAUGUAUAACAGAGAAAUGAUACUUCUGCAAAUGAAACAUUUAAAUUUUCUGACACUUGAAACAAAAAGUUAUGAUUGGUGGGAUUAAAAAUGUCUAUUGUUCUCAGCAUGUAAUAAACUUAGAAAAGGUAUCAUUACUGCAAAAAGUGUUUGUUGUUUGGUU
This is a messenger RNA of Nothobranchius furzeri (turquoise killifish), 3641 nucleotides long. The record is from RefSeq and is a predicted model, not a curated record. Lineage: Eukaryota; Metazoa; Chordata; Actinopteri; Cyprinodontiformes; Nothobranchiidae.